CUGGGCCGUCUCGUGCUCAGCCCGAAGCUCGAGGUAUAUUAUCGUGGAUGGGCUUUUGAUAUCGAUGGGUACACUCAGCCGGUCCGAGCUGUCGUCGUCCGCUCCCAACUGAGGGGAGGCGAUAUAUGUUCCAGAUCUCUUGAGGAGUCGCCUAUCAACUUGGAACGACGCGUUUGUCUCCUUGAAACCCAGCACUUUCGAAGAGUCUACUAGCCGUUUGUUUCUUCACUCGGAAAUUAUCCGUAUCGCGUACGUGGUCUGGCGUCUUGUGAAGAUGAAGCUCGGGUUCGCGUCCUCGGUCGGCGUGGCUGUCACGCUGUGUGCGGCGAUGGGCGCGGCACAGUGUCCGGACUAUACGACAUACUCGCAGUCUCCGCAAGGCAAUCCAUCCUCUGGUCCACUGGCCUUGCCGUAUAUGCGUCCCACUCCAGCGUGUCGCACAUUCAAUAGCUCUGCAGUCGAGAAAGUGAUUAGCGACAUGACGUCGCGCCUCAAGGACCCUGAUAUCGCGCGUUUAUUCGAGAAUACUUUCCCGAAUACUCUGGAUACCACAAUCAAAUAUUACAAUGAGACGGAGAAUAUUGCAUUUGUGAUCACAGGAGAUAUCACUGCACAAUGGUUGCGAGAUACCGGCAAUCAGCUAGCGCAAUAUCGUUCUUUGCUUGCCAUAGAUCCGGAGCUUGCAGCACUCGUCAAGGCAGUCAUCAACAACGAGGCUCGAUAUAUAUCCCAGUACCCGUACUGUAGCGCCUUCCAGCCUCCUCCAGAGAGCGGCCUCAGUCCAACAGUGAACGACUGGGCAAUUGAUGUGCUGGUCAAUCCACCGGUGGAUAACCUAACCGUGUAUGAGUGCAAGUGGGAACUGGAUUCCUUAUGCUCAUUCAUGAAGCUGUCUCGAUCCUACUACCAAAAUACCAACGAUGCCUCGUUCAUGAACGACAACUGGUUUGCGGCGAUCGAUCAGAUCUUGCAAGUGAUAUGGGAACAAUCGCAGGCAACAUUUGACGAGAAUUGGAACUUGGUGUCGUACUACAACUGGACAGGCGAAGCUGGCUCUCUGCCGGGUGCAGUGAACAAUGGUGGCAAUGGCGAGCCGAAAGCAUAUACAGGUCUCGUUGGCACGUCGCACAGGCCUUCAGAUGACCUGAGCACCUUCGCAUUCCUCACAUCUGGGAAUGCAAUGCUUGUGGUGGAGCUGGGUUACCUUGCGGAUGCUCUUGAAUCUGCGGGCAUGGCAAGCAAUAUCAGUCAACUGGCUAGGCAAUACAUAGGCAGCAUCACGGACGCUAUCUGGGAGCACACGCUGACGAAUAACGUCUUCGCGUACGAGACCAAUGGGUUUGGCGGACGAUACGUGAUGGACGAUGCAAAUGUGCCAUCCCUACUCUCCCUGCCCUACCUGGGCUUCCUCAAUAUGAGCCAUCCGGCGUACAUUGCGACUCGUCGGGUACUAAUGUCCAGAGGCAACCCCUACUACGUCGUCGGCAAGAACUUCAGUGGCAUAGGUGGCCCACAUGAGGACGCGUGGAACCCAUGGCCUAUGGCACUCAUAUCGGCAAUUUACGGCACAGACGACGACGAGGAAAUUAUGCAGUACCUGUAUCUCAUCGCAAAUAACACCGACGGGCUGGGUCUCAUACACGAAUCGAUCAACAUCUACACGGGCUCAUACACGAGGCCUUGGUUCGCGUGGGCGAACAGCUAUUUCGCUGAGAUGUUACUUGAUCUUGCGAACCGCAAACCGAAUCUCAUCUUUUCUGAUGAUGUGCCGUAUGUGCCUGGAUAAUCCGAUUCUAGGAGGCGAUUGCAUAUUCUGAGUUAUAUGUACAUGUCAAGUCUUAAUGGACGAGCUUUCUUUGGUGCUGUGCGUGUCUGUUUAUAUUCCUAGAAGCAGCAUCCUUGGAAAACGCGGUCAUGUGAUCGAUACACGGUCACGGCUUCAUAACCAUUCCCGCGUUUUCGAGCUGCUUUGCCACCUACUUUUGCAUUCAGCAACAGUA
This is a messenger RNA of Laetiporus sulphureus 93-53, 2000 nucleotides long. Its product is annotated as glycoside hydrolase family 125 protein. Lineage: Eukaryota; Fungi; Basidiomycota; Agaricomycetes; Polyporales; Laetiporaceae. The coding region runs from base 275 to 1786 and encodes 503 amino acids. The transcript is spliced from 18 exons. The record is from RefSeq and is a predicted model, not a curated record. Gene Ontology annotation, biological process: carbohydrate metabolic process.